Dracunculus medinensis (Guinea worm) is the source of this 1371-nucleotide messenger RNA. The record is from the annotation of a GenBank genome assembly. NCBI's taxonomy places the organism in Eukaryota, Metazoa, Nematoda, Chromadorea, Rhabditida, Dracunculidae.
AUGGUGCUUGAUAUUGAUUUAUUCCGCGAGGAAAAAGGAGGAAAUCCGAAAUUAAUUUAUGAAUCGGAAAAAAAACGUUUUCGAGACGUGAAACAUGUUGAUAAUGUUAUUAAAUUCGAUGUUCAGUGGCGACAAAAAAGAUUUGAAGCCGAUAAUUUAAAUCGAGUGAAAAAUGUUUGCAGUAAAGUGAUUGGCGAGAAAAUCAAAGUUAGACAUUUCAUUUUUUUUAAUGAAUUAACAAUCAUGCAGUUAAAAUUUCUUAGUGGUAUAAUUAAUGAAAAGAUAACUGAGGUGAAAAAAGAAAUGGAUAAACUUGAAGUGAUACGUCAUGAUUCGUUAAUUCAAAUUGGUAAUAUUGUUCAUGAAAGUGUUCCAGUUAGUGACGACGAGGAAAAUAAUCGAGUUGAAAGGAUAUUUGGUGAUGUGAAAUCAAAGAAGAAAUAUUCACAUAUUGAUUUGACGAUAAUGAUUGAUGGAUUCGAUGGAGAGCGUGGGACAGCUGUCGCAGGUAGCCGUGGAUAUUUUCUUAAGGGUCCAUUGGUGUUUCUCGAACAAGCUGUUAUCAAUCUCGCUUUACAAACGUUGCAUGCAAAAGGUUUUAUGCCUCUUUAUACUCCAUUUUUCAUGCGAAAGGAAGUAAUGCAAGAAGUAGCUCAAUUAAGUCAAUUUGAUGAAGAAUUAUAUAAGAUUACGGAAAAAAGUUCAAAUGAUACCGGCGAAGAAUUUUUUGAUGAAAAAUAUUUGAUUGCAACAUCCGAGCAACCAAUUGCUGCGUUCCAUCGUAAUGAAUGGAUAAACCAAGCCGAUCUUCCUCUGAAAUAUGCAGGAAUUUCUACUUGCUUCCGUCAAGAAGUGGGAAGUCAUGGGCGAGACACUCGUGGAAUUUUUCGAGUUCAUCAGUUUGAAAAAGUUGAGCAAUUCGUCAUUUGUUCUCCACAUGAUGAUAUAAGUUGGAAAAUGUUCGAUGAGAUGAUUGCCAAUGCCGAAGAAUUUUGCCAACUGCUUGGUAUUCCUUAUCGUGUUGUAUGCAUUGUUUCUGGUGAACUUAAUAAUGCUGCAUCAAAAAAGCUUGAUGUUGAAGCUUGGUUUCCCGGCAGUGCAGCAUUCAGAGAAUUAGUUUCUUGUUCAAAUUGCACCGAUUAUCAAGCGCGUCGUUUGAAAGUUCGUUAUGGACAAACGAAGAAAAUGGAUGGCGAAGUGUUGUACGUUCAUAUGUUGAAUGCGACAAUGUGUGCUACUACUCGUGUUCUUUGCGCAUUGUUGGAAAUUUAUCAGGAAGAAGGGGGUAUACGAAUUCCAGACGUCCUUAAACCCUUUAUGCCACCGAAAUACAAGGAUUUCAUACCGUUUGUUAAAGCUGCCGUUUGUUAA